GCAGCGUGACUGACAGUCUCUGAGCAUCCUCCUCUUCAAUUAAAAUCUGGUCAAGACGUUUAGAUAUAAAAACCGACAUAGAGCGACGCCUCGUCGUUCCGGUUUCAGGCACUGUCGGGAGAGGGAUUCUUGAGCUUAAAGAAAACGUCGCUACAGAGGAAGACAAGUUCACUCUCUUUCCUUGGUAGGCGUAUGAAGGCAUCACUAACGGCACAGCAUCACGGAGCGCCUUUUGACUCGCUUGCCUCCCGGUGCGCCGUUAAGAAUGAGGCACCUACAAGUGGACAUCAGCAUUUCUUUCAUUAAUGUUUAGUGAUGGAAAUAGCUGGAUUCAGUGAAAGGGGAGCGGACAUUCGAAGAGACCACUGGAUAGCAAAAUUCUGCAUAAUUUCCAGCCUUUCGUCCCCUGUUUCCUUUACAAUGUCACUACCAAGGAGACCGUCCUGAGGCACCUGUAUGCCCUGUCCAAGGCGGUAUGACUGACAUGUAAUACUGUAUGGUGCGUAGGCUACAUCACUGUGAUUCAAGGCUGGACGGUCAAAUGGGCUACUGCCCUCGUCGAAAAUAGGGCAGAGUCGAAAAAGUGAUAUAAAUUCAAAAUUUGUCAACCGGUUUUCCAACCGGAUUUGUUGGAAUUCUGGUACAGAAGUAGCUUGAAUUGACUGUUCUGACCAGCAGCCUCUCAACUCGAAGAGAACCUGUCACUGUGGAAUUGGAUAAUGUUGAUAUUAACGUGAAAAUGGGUUUAGUUUUCGGUCUCUUGUGGCUGUUCAACGUCUUAUUGGAGGGCAUCCAUUGCCAGGGAGUAUAUGCGCCCCCCACAGUGCGCAUCGUGCACUCUGGCCACGCCUGCAACAUUGAGGAGGAGCGCUACACAGAGAGAGUGUACACCAUCAGAGAGGGAGAGACUCUGGAACUGCAGUGUCUGGUCACGGGACACCCCCGACCCCAGGUCCGUUGGACCAAGACAGCAGGCAGCGCGUCUGAUCGCUUCCAGGACUCCAGCGUGUUCAACGAGACGCUGCGCAUAGCCAAGAUCCAACGGCACCAGGGAGGACGCUACUACUGCAAGGCUGACAACGGCCUGGGCUCGCCUGCCAUCAAGUCCAUACGCGUUGACGUGUAUUUCCUGGAUGAUCCUGAGGUGACAGUGCACCAGAGUAUAGGCGAGGCCAAGGAGCAGUUCUACUACGAGAGGACCGUGUUCCUGCGCUGCGUGGCCAACUCCAACCCACCGGUCCGCUACAGCUGGCGCCGCGGACGAGAGUUCCUGUCCCAGGGCUCUGACAAGGGAGUGGAGAUCUAUGAACCGUUCUUCACACAGGGGGAAACCAAGAUCCUGAAGCUGAAGAACCUGCGUCCUCAGGACUACGCCAACUACAGCUGCGUGGCCUCGGUGCGCAGUGUCUGCGGCCUCUCGGACAAGAGCGUGCGCUUCUCCCUCUCCAACAGAACAGCCUCCCCGACCAUCAAGCUCCUGGUGGAGGACCCCAUGGUGGUGAACCCGGGUCAGACGGUGACCCUGGUGUGUGUGACGGCAGGAGGCGAACCCACCCCCACGCUGACCUGGGUCCGCAGCCCCAGCGAGCUGCCCAGGAAGAGUGUCCUGAACGGGGGCACGCUCACCCUGCCGGCCGUCACCCUGGAGGAUGCCGGCGUCUACAGCUGCAUGGCCAACAACAACGUGGGCAACCCUGCCAAGAAGUCCACCAGCAUCCUGGUCCGAGGCCUGAGGAAAGGUCGUUUCUGGAUCACCCCUGACCCCUACCACAAUGACGACAACAUCCAGAUCGGCCGCGAGGUCAAGAUCUCCUGCCAGGUGGAGGCCACGCCCCCUGAGGAGCUGAUGUUCGGCUGGCUGAAGAACGGCCGGCCGCUGCGCAGUUCGGAGCGCAUGGUCAUCACCCACACCGAUGCCGAGGUGUCCCCCGGCACCACCAACCUGGACAUCAUCGACCUCAAAUUCACCGACUUCGGCACGUACACGUGCGUGGCCUCGCUGAGGAAUGGCGGCAUCCCCGAGAUCAGCAUCGACGUCAACAUCUCCUCCACGACAGUCCCUCCAGAGUUGACGGUGCCGAGGGGGAAGUCCUCCCUGGUGGUCCAGGAGGGGGAGACGGUGGAGCUGCAGUGUCUGGUCUCUGGCAAGCCCAAGCCCAUCAUCCUCUGGUCCCGGGCCGACAAGGAGGCCGCCAUGCCCGACGGAGCCAUGACCACCGAGAGCUACGACGGCGUGCUGCGCAUCCUCAACGUUUCCAGGGAGAUGACGGGAACCUACCGUUGCCAGACCAGUCAGUACAACGGCUUCAACGUCAAACCCCGCGAGGCCCUGAUCGAGCUGGUGGUGCAGUACCCCCCCACGGUGGAGCCGGUGUACACAGAGGUCCGUCAGGGUUUGGGUCGGGCUUUCCUCCUGACCUGCCGUCUGCUACGGGCUCACCCCGCUCGCGACCUCAAGUACGAGUGGAAGCUGGGGACACGCCUUCUCACUGUUGGCACGUUCAACGAUCAGCGGGAUGACACAGACUACCAAGUUCGCAGCCUCAACCGCGAGGGAUACGGAGAGUACACCUGUGACAUCACAAACGAGGCCGGGGCGGGCCGCUGCACCUUCCUGGUCACGGGAAAGGCGUUCGCCCCGGAGUUCUACUAUGACACGUACGGCGCCUUGUGGCAGAACAAGCCGCGCGUCUACGGGUUCAAGCUCCAGUGGACCCAGCAGAACCCCGGAGCAGUGGACCACAUCAUGGCCUACAGGCUUGGAAUCAGACAGACCAGUCAGUCUCGAUGGUGGGAGCAGGAGAUCUCCAUGGAGGCUCCCAUCCAGAAGGGAGAGUUGAUCACCUACAACCUGACCGAGCUGAUCAAGCCUGAGGCGUACCUUGUCCGCCUCACCCCCAUCACCCGCUUCGGAGAAGGAGACUCCACUGAAAGGAUGAUCCGAUACAGUGCUCCUGUCAACCCUCAUCUGAGAGAAUUCCAGUGUGGUUUUGAGGACGAGGCGGUGUGCAUGUUCACCCAGGAUAAGACUGAUGAGUUUGACUGGACACGCCAUAGUGCUGCCACAAGAGACACCAAGUACACCCCCAACACUGGGCCUAGCAGUGACCGCAGUGGCUCCAAGCAAGGUUUCUACAUGUACAUCGAGACGUCCCGGCCUCGUCUGGAGGGGGACAAGGCUCGCUUGGUGACUCCGUCUUUCAACGUGGCGUCCAAGAGCCCCUACGGCACCGUGACGGCCGUCCCCUCCUACUGCUUUUCCUUCUACUACCACAUGUAUGGCAAGCACAUAGGGGCUUUGAAUGUGUACCUGCGCCAGAAGACCCAGCCCCCUUCGGAGACCUCCGUGUGGACCCUGCGCGGUCACCAAGGCGACAGCUGGAGGCAGGCUAAAAUCAACAUCCUCCCAACCGCAUCUUUCCAGUUGGUUGUGGAGGGAGUUCGCGGGGCGGGGAUCGAGGGGGAUAUUGCCAUCGAUGAUGUCACCAUAGAGGAGGGAGAGUGUAAAGACCCGCCCCCUAUCAACCUGAGGUCCUUUGCCCCUCCUACAGCGCCUCAUAUAUGGCAGCUGGGUGUCACCCUGACUCUGUUUGUGAUUGGCUGUCAGAGGUGACCCUCUUCCCCCCAGGACACGCCCAGACUUUCACCCCCCUACCCCAUUCCGACCUCAGCCACCCCCCAUGGAAGACUCUGCAGGGUUGGACUCCACAACCUAGGCCCCCUCCUCACAACAGCCCCUCCCUCCCCUUUCUACCAAAGAUUCAGUCAGAGGGACUGUGGGAGCAGCAGGCCAGAGGAGGCCCACGGAGAAGAGAUCAACUCUGGCCCGAGGCAGCGGCCUGCUCUGGGUGGUGUGGGUGACGGAGGGGGAGGUGGAGCUGAGGGUGGGGCCGUUAGUGAGCGAAAGCUACGGAAAACAAGGACACUUACGGAAACAAAUUACAGUAUAUUUUUGUAAAGCACAAGGAGUCAAGAACAAAUUAUUGUCAUUGUUUGUUUUGUUUUUUUUCCUCCUUUGUUCAUUCAUUAAUAACAUAAUUUAAAAAGAGAAAUGAAUGGGUCUGAGUCAAAAUCAACUUAAUGCAGAGUGAUAAAGAUGUAGAAAAGGAUGUUGACCCAAAGCCCUCCUUAUCAGGAUAGCAGAGACGGUUCUUAUUAUUUCCCUGUGUUCUGACUUCCCAACCUCAGCCUCAAGGCUGCCUCAGGACACACCCAGAUAAACAUAGAUCACCACCACCACCAACAACAAAAAUAUAUUUGUUUACUUUCUCUUCGCCCGCAGGCUACUCCAUUGCUUUCUGGAUAACAGCAUUCAAAUCUGUAGCUCAGUAUGUAAAAUUAUCAUUUUUUAUGUUUCUAUUUGUAUUUAUUUACUUUGUAUCUUUUACAUGUGAUGUUGUUUGCAGUUUGCUUUAUUCAAAUGUGCAAUCUAAUUGUGAGAUGGUUUGGUAAGUACUCCUAGUGCUAGUGGUACUCUACACUAGAGUACCAUGUGUAUACUCACCAUCAGGACUCACCAUAGUAUUCUGUUCUGUACUGUACACUGCUCUACCGGGUUGUAUUAUUCUAGCCUCAGUCCAGCUAUACUCUGUCGUGUGUGGUGUUGUCUGGCUGGUCUUGGUGUGUGUGUAUGAGGCCUGGGACUCUGAGGCCGAAACCUAGGCACGCCAACACAUGUACUGUAGGGGCAUAUGACCUUCUACGUCCUGUCCUUAACCAAUCAGAAUGUGUUCUCAUCAACACGACCAGAUGACUUCUUCUAGCUGUUCCUCUCUGCAUCCCUGGAUCGGACAGGCUGUGUUUGCCACUUCAGCCCCUAUUAGACACACACACGUACACACACGCACACACUCACAUAUCCCUUCUGGUGUCUUGUCCAGGGUCUCAUACAGGGCUGUGAUGUUGUGGAAAAGUCAGUCUGAUCUUGCUGUCCCUCCUGCACUGUGUCAUUUGAUUACAUGAUAAUGCUUCAGAAUCCUGUCAGAAGGGUAUUCAAGAGUAUAACGGGCCACUUAUACUGUAAGUUGGAAUGCAGUCUUUCGUUUGCUCUCUCUCUGCUACUAGUCAGUAACUUUUGGGUAUCAACACGGCACCAUUAAGCACAUAUAAAGAGUUGCGAAUGAAAAAACAGAACCUUGAAUGUCAACUCCCUCUUUUGCCAUCUCUUACUCGCUCGCUCUCUUUCUUUACCUCUCUCAUUCAUCACCUCUCUCCCCUCCUCCUCUUGCUCUCCCCCUCUCUCCAUCUGUCUCCCAGUAUGAGUUUGACCCAUCGAUCACGAUACUGUGGCACCAGACUGAAUCACUUCAGUCUAUUUGAAGGUUACUUAGUGUGCAGCUGAACGAGCAAUGUUCUAGCAUCUUAACAUCCUAUUGUUUAACAGCCAGCGGAGUGGAAAUAAGAGCUGCCCUCUGCCAGGUAACCAAGUGCCUUCAGACACGCUGGAACAUCCGUCUGGGUGGGUCAGGCUGAGGGGCUACACCCCAUACAGCUCUGCAGCUGACGGGAGAUCA
Molecule: messenger RNA, 5513 nt
Organism: Osmerus eperlanus (European smelt)
Lineage: Eukaryota; Metazoa; Chordata; Actinopteri; Osmeriformes; Osmeridae
Gene: mdga2a
Product: MAM domain containing glycosylphosphatidylinositol anchor 2a
Exons: 17
Coding region: 740-3613 (957 amino acids)
Biological process (GO): synapse organization; homophilic cell-cell adhesion
Cellular component (GO): axon; neuronal cell body; plasma membrane
Molecular function (GO): axon guidance receptor activity
Source: RefSeq, a predicted model, not a curated record